GCUGCGCGGCUUGCGCGCGGCCUUGAGCGAUGCUUUAGAGGCGGCGGCCGCGGCGAACCUCAGCGGGGAAGAUUCCUGGCCUGCGGGCUCUGCAAGCCUCUUCUGGGCGCUACUAGCCAUGAUCAGUUGCGGUGAGCGCAUGGACAGCAACUGGCAAGAAGUUUGUUCAAGAAUCAGCUGUCGCGGGCAGCCUCCGGUGACUUCCUCCAGGCUCCCAGCUACCAGCGAGGUGCCAAUGCUGGGAUAUCUCUCUAAGCUCCGCGACCUCACGGCCAAA
Messenger RNA from Cladocopium goreaui, 277 nucleotides. The record is from the annotation of a GenBank genome assembly. Lineage: Eukaryota; Dinophyceae; Suessiales; Symbiodiniaceae.